AUGGACUCACCCAACGCCAUCCGGCUCUCCGUGGACAUCCUCCAGGAUGCCUUCGGUGACGUGGUGGCCAAAGUCGGGGAAGUGCUGUUGGAAAGGGGUCAGCUGACCAUCCGAGAGAUUAUGGCUUGCGGGAAGGGGGUUGAGGAUGACGAUCUGACUUUUCCGCAGAUCCGCAAUGCUUUGCUGGUUCUGACGCAGCACGGCCUUGUUAACUUUCAUCCAUUCCGACAGUCGCAGGACGGUAAAGCCCACGUUCAGGUGUAUGCCAUGGACAUCGAGGAAGUUCUUGCCCGCAUCCGCUUUCCACAGUACUUGGAGUACGUCGGGUGCAGGUAUGGUCCGCUCGGGCAGGAGCUCCUGGAAGUGGUCUUCAAGUUCGGCCGAGUGGCCCGACAUGUCCUCCUCAAGGAGGCCAAGGAGGCGCCCCGGUCCGUGCCGCUGUCUCCAGAGGAGAUCCAGGAGUCCUUGCGGCUUUUGGUCACCGAGCGGAUCCUGCGACCCGUGGAGGGCAAAGAUCGCAGCUCCUCCCGCCCGGAAGGAGCCUCGGCCUCGGGUUCUGGUGGGGGGGCAUCCGGCCUCGGCCUGGCGAGCCGCCCUCAGACUCGGCCUGAAAAGCGAAAGAGGCCACGACUCGAGGACGUUCUUUCGGCCGGCGCCGCGGAGCUGAGCCGAGAUGCGGAGCCCAAAGCGGAAGUCGCCGAGGAAGCGAACGAUAUGAAAGAUGCGGUGUACCGCUACGACCGGGUGAACCUCGACCUGUGCCUUCGGAAAUCUGCUCUCUGCCGGCUGGUGGAAGAACAGACGAGUGAGCAGGCGGCAGUGGCGAUGCAUGCAAUGCUGCACUGGGUGGUGCCGAACCAAAAUGGCGAAGGUGUCACGUCAAGCUAUGCCAACCUGGAUCAGGUCUAUCAGAAAAGUUCAGGCCUUCUCAAAGCGGAGGGUCGCGAUCCCUCGCGGGUGAAGGAGAAGCUGCGCGGCAGCCUUGACUUACUUGCCAAGCACAAAGACCAGGUCUUGCGCAAGCGGGUUGCCGCUAUCAAGGAGUCCGACAUGAGCGAGUGGAUUGUCGACUGGGAUCGUGCAUGUGAGUGUCUGCGCAGCAUGGCCCUCUCACAGUUCAUCCGGGAUCGCUUUGGAAAGAUCGGCUUGCGGAUCUUCAACCUGCUUCUGGAGGAGAGUCCUCCGCAAAGGCUGGAAGAGGCCUACAUCUUCAAAGUAUGCAUGAUUCCAAUGUUGGAUGGUCGGGAGCUGCUCCAAAGCAUGGCGAAGAACUCUGUCUUGUCCUGGCAGCAAGUGGCUCGGAGCAGUGAUGGUGCUGUUGCAAACUCCGUUUGGCUCUACUACGUGGACAUACGCCGCAUGGUUCCGUCCAUGUUGGAUCUGGCCUACAACGCCAUGCUGAACCUGAGGAUAAGGUUUAGGGCCGAAAGUGCCCGAGUGGCGCCAAUGGAGAGCCGGGCCCUCUCCCUAGGCUCGCGUGCCAGGCAAAGUCUGCGACAGGGCCGACGUGUCGAGGACCUCCUGGAGCGCUCCUUCUUGCUGCUGGAUGCCUUGCCGCUGCUUUGCCGAUGA
This is a messenger RNA of Symbiodinium sp. CCMP2456, 1572 nucleotides long. The record is from the annotation of a GenBank genome assembly. Lineage: Eukaryota; Dinophyceae; Suessiales; Symbiodiniaceae.